CCUCUCUUAGCGGUCUUAUCCUUUCUCACUAUUUCUCUCUCCGCGAGUGCACCGAAUCAAUGUCUUCCCUCCAUUUUCCCGCCAUCUUCGUUGCUUCUCCUCACUCCUCCUUCCGAAACAGAUCCGUCUCUUUCGCUUCUCCCCUCUCCGAAACGCCCGUUUCGGGAAGCCGUCUCGGUUUCUCGACCGUUGCCUCCCGCCACAAUUCCCCACAUCUCCGUACGGAAGGGAAUCGGAAUCUCUUGAGAAUAUCCGCUGCAGGAUCCGAAUCCGAGUCCGACUCCGAAUCUUCCGAUGGGAAGAGAGAACCCAUGCUCCCUCCCUACAACGUUCUCAUCACCGGAUCAACCAAAGGAAUUGGGUAUGCACUUGCUAAAGAAUUCCUAAAAGCAGGUGAUAAUGUUGUAAUAUGCUCACGAUCAGCUGAACGGGUAGAAUCUGCUGUUCAAAAUUUAAGAGAGGAAUUUGGGGAGCAGCAUGUGUGGGGUACUGUCUGCGAUGUUAGAAAUGGGAAUGAUGUCAAGGCUCUCGUUAUAUUUGCCCGUGAGAAGCUCAAAUACAUAGAUAUAUGGAUUAACAAUGCUGGAUCAAAUGCCUACAGCCAUAAACCGUUGGCUGAAGCUUCUGAUGAAGAUCUUAUAGAAGUUGUCACAACAAACACCCUUGGUUUGAUGAUCUGUUGCCGAGAGGCAAUAAAGAUGAUGUCGAAUCAGCCUCGAGGGGGUCAUAUUUUCAACAUUGAUGGAGCUGGUUCAGAUGGAAGGCCAACCCCUCGAUUUGCAGCUUAUGGUGCAACAAAGCGGAGUGUGGUGCAUCUAACAAAAUCCUUACAGGCUGAAUUACAGAUGCAAGAAGUUAAAAACGUUAUGGUGCAUAACCUCUCGCCAGGAAUGGUCACGACGGACCUUCUCAUGUCUGGGGCGCUCACAAAGCAGGCGAAGUUCUUCAUCAAUGUUUUAGCCGAACCUGCUGAAGUGGUUGCAGAAUAUCUUGUACCUUCCAUCAGAUCCAUCCCCACCAAUGGAUCCAUGAAACCCACUUACAUUCGUUUCCUAACCGGCCUGAAAGCAUACUCCCAGAUCUUUUCAAGAUUUGCUUUUGGGGCCAGGAGAAACAGAUACCUGAUUGAAGAUUGAAAAGCCUUGUUCCAUUCUCUUUUUCUUAUGAUAUUAGGUAAUUAUUUGUAUUAUUCUUCUUCUUCUUUUUUCCUUGUAAGAAUUUUUUAUUUUUUAAUAGCAAUUUUGGUAUAUUGACAUGAUUUUUUCUCAAAUACAUCCCAUCGUAUUACAAUAUGAUAUGUUGGGGCCUUAGACAUUGGAAUUGGGUACUUUUCAAUACGCAAAUGCUUUAUGUGA
Molecule: messenger RNA, 1355 nt
Organism: Magnolia sinica
Lineage: Eukaryota; Viridiplantae; Streptophyta; Magnoliopsida; Magnoliales; Magnoliaceae
Product: chlorophyll(ide) b reductase NOL, chloroplastic
Exons: 13
Coding region: 60-1136 (358 amino acids)
Molecular function (GO): oxidoreductase activity
Source: RefSeq, a predicted model, not a curated record